Choloepus didactylus (southern two-toed sloth) is the source of this 2511-nucleotide messenger RNA. RefSeq names its product coagulation factor XII (gene F12). The record is from RefSeq and is a predicted model, not a curated record. The transcript is spliced from 14 exons. NCBI's taxonomy places the organism in Eukaryota, Metazoa, Chordata, Mammalia, Pilosa, Megalonychidae. Gene Ontology annotation, cellular component: extracellular region; rough endoplasmic reticulum. Gene Ontology annotation, molecular function: calcium ion binding; serine-type endopeptidase activity. The coding region runs from base 36 to 1937 and encodes 633 amino acids. Gene Ontology annotation, biological process: zymogen activation; blood coagulation.
UCCUGGGCAAGCACUUGGUCUAACAGACGCACACCAUGAGGGCUGUGCUGCUGCUGGGGUCCCUGCUGGUGAGCCUGGACCCCACACUUUCCGUGAAGGAUGUGGGAACUGGGAGGACAGUACUGGGAUGGUCCACUGCCAGCCAUGCCCCUGGCCGUGACCUGGUGGAAGCUGAAACUGGGCCAGGAGACUCAGGCAGAGGGUACAGACAACCUGAGCUGGUGGACACGAGGGUAUGGCCUGUAAUUCACAAGACUCCACCUUGGAACACCCCCAAGAAGCAUAAGCAUGACACGGGAGAACAUUCCGUGGUUGUCACCGUCAGUGGGGAGCCGUGCCACUUCCCCUUCCAGUACCACGGGCAGCUGUAUUACAGAUGUACCCACAGGGGCCGGCCUGGUCCUCAGCCCUGGUGUGCUACCACCCUCAAUUUUGAGCAGGACCAGAAGUGGUCAUACUGCCUGGAGCCCAAGAAAGUGAAAGACCACUGCAGCAAACACAGCCCCUGCCGGAAUGGGGGGACUUGUGUGAACAUGCCAAACGGUCCACCACACUGCCUCUGCCCAGAGCAUCUCACCGGGAAGCACUGCCAGAGAGAGAAGUGCUUCGAGCCUCAGCUUCUGCAGUCCUUCCAUGAGAAUAAGAUAUGGUACAGGCUCCAACCGGCAGGGGUGGCCAAGUGCCAGUGCAAGGGGCCGGAUGCCCACUGCAAGCCUCUGGCCAGCCAGGGCUGCCGCACCAAUCCGUGUCUCAAUGGCGGCAGCUGCCUGGAGGCGGAGGGCCGACGCCUGUGCCGUUGCCCCGCGGGCUACGCGGGACCCGUCUGCGACGUGGACACUGAGGCGAGCUGCUACCAUGGCCGCGGGCUCAGCUACCGUGGCUUGGCCCAGACUACAAUCUCGGGCGCACCAUGCCAGCCGUGGACCUCGGAGGCCACCUACCGGAACGUGUCUGCAGAGCAAGCGCGCAACUGGGGACUGGGCGGCCACGCCUUCUGCCGGAACCCAGACAAUGACACCGGCCCGUGGUGCUUCGUGCUGAGCGGCGAUCGGCUGAGCUGGGAACACUGCCGCCUGGCACGGUGCCGGCUCCCAGCCUCGGCCACGCCCCAGCUCCUGCGUCCUACCCGGGACCCCUCUGGGAGUCAGGACCUGCCCUCACCCGCGCCUUCGGCUUUGCAGCAGCCUCAGCCCACGACCCAGGCCUCGCUUCAGUCCCAGACCACAGCCUGGGCUCCUCCUACAGUCUCGGGCACGCCCCCGGAGCAGUGGACUUCAGUGCCCCCGACGAGUCCGCUGGGCUGCGGGCAGAGGCUCCGGAAGCGGCUGUCCUCACUGAGCCGCGUCGUCGGGGGGCUGGUGGCGCUGCCCGGAGCGCACCCCUACAUCGCCGCGCUGUACUGGGGCCACAAUUUCUGCGCUGGCAGCCUCAUCGCUCCCUGCUGGGUGCUGACCGCAGCUCACUGCCUGCAGGACCGGCCGGCCCCUGAAGAGCUGACGGUGGUGCUCGGCCAGCAAGUCCAUAACCAGAGUUGUGAGCAGUGCCAGACUCUGGCGGUGCGCGCCUACCGCCUGCAUGAGGCCUUCUCACCCACCAGCUAUCAGCACGAUCUGGCUCUGCUGCGCCUUCAGGAGAACACGGACGGCAGCUGCGCGCGCCUGUCACACUUCGUCCAGCCCGUGUGCCUGCCGAGCUGCGCCGCCACACCCGUCCAACGCAAGGCCGCUGACUGCGAGCUGGCCGGCUGGGGGCACCAGUUCGAGGGGUCUGAAGAAUACGCCAGCUUCCUGCAGGAGGCGCAGGUGCCGCUCAUCGCGUCUGAACGCUGCUCCGCCCCCGACGUGCACGGAGCGGCCUUCACCAGCGGCAUGCUCUGCGCUGGCUUCCUGGAGGGGGGUACCGAUGCGUGCCAGCCCUUCAGAGAACCGGGUCCAUGAGAUUUCAUCAUGCAAGGUUUAGAUUCACUUCCAGCUAACGUUUAUUGCGCUGCUAUUAACAUUUGGAGUUCAUAGAGCAGCAUUUCUCAACCUUGUCUGUACAUUGGAGUCGCCUGGGGAAAAGAUGCCCAAGAUUCAAGCCAGACCAAUUAAAUCAGUAUCUCCAGGGAUGGGAACUGGAUAACGGUAUGUGUGUAAAACUCCAAGGGUGAUUCCAUGUGUAACCAAGGUAGAGAACUAUUGUUAGAAAAGCCUAAAGUUAAAAUAAUGGUGUGACUCCUUGGAAUACCACCUCCCCAACUCACACUAGGCGACCAGCAAGAGUUGCCAGGGAACUUGUUAGAAAUGCAAAUUCUGAUACUACUGAAUCAGAAACUCCCCGAUGGGGCCCCCCAAUCUGUUUUACAGACUUAUAGGGAGUUCUGAUGCUCACGUUUGAGAACCAGAAUCUAGGGGUUGAAUGGUUCUCUUCCAGGCUCAGAGGUCCGACUGCCCGAGACAUCGCCAUGUCUUUUUAUUCUUAAGCUACGUGUACUGUGAUCUACGGGUCAUUUAAGUUGAUUUUUGAGGGUAA